AUGGAUGAACUUUUGCCUGGAGCUAGCUUCUUUGAAGAUAUCACGUUGAGCGCUCUCGGGCUCCAUCUGCACUGGCUGUUCAGGACAUUUGCAUCCGAACAAUUGGCGACAAAAAAACCAAACAAAAGAAAUCUAGUUCGGAAUAGAAAUCGAAAAUCGUCCGACUUGACGGCGGCGACAAACCCGAUUCAGGAGACAAGGUUCGCGGGUGAAUUCAAAGAGGAAGAAGAAGAAGACGACGAAAAAGAAGAUCACAAAAGGAUCGGCAUGCUGAUCUAG
This is a messenger RNA of Penicillium oxalicum, 279 nucleotides long. RefSeq lists its product as uncharacterized. The coding region runs from base 1 to 279 and encodes 92 amino acids. The record is from RefSeq and is a predicted model, not a curated record. NCBI's taxonomy places the organism in Eukaryota, Fungi, Ascomycota, Eurotiomycetes, Eurotiales, Aspergillaceae. The transcript has a single exon.